Phycomyces blakesleeanus NRRL 1555(-) is the source of this 3351-nucleotide messenger RNA. RefSeq lists its product as hypothetical. The coding region runs from base 1 to 3351 and encodes 1116 amino acids. The record is from RefSeq and is a predicted model, not a curated record. Gene Ontology annotation, biological process: endoplasmic reticulum to Golgi vesicle-mediated transport; COPII-coated vesicle cargo loading; intracellular protein transport. The transcript has 11 exons. Gene Ontology annotation, molecular function: structural molecule activity; protein binding. Lineage: Eukaryota; Fungi; Mucoromycota; Mucoromycetes; Mucorales; Phycomycetaceae. Gene Ontology annotation, cellular component: endoplasmic reticulum exit site; COPII vesicle coat.
AUGUACAAGUCACCAUUCACCUGGAGUCCAGGAACAAACUCAUUUCUUGCCAUUCUCCAUCCAACAAGUGAUGGAUCCCGAUUAGAAUUACUAAAGCCUGAAUGGUCAUCCUUAUCUAAAGAUACUGGCUUUAGUUCUAGUAUCAUCGCAAAAGUAAACACAGUUGUAUCCACACUUUCAGGUCACACUGCCGAAAUUGAGAGUCUGGCCCUGAGCCGACUGGAGCCCCAUAUGCUGGCCUCUACAGGUGCCAAAGGAGAAGUGUUUGUGUGGGAUAUGAACCAUUUGGUCAAGCCGUAUGUACCAGGUGUUCCAUCAGUAAGGAUGGAUGUUGUCACAGGUGUCUCAUGGAACAGCCAGGUGCCACAUAUUUUGUCUACAUGCUCCAAUAAUGGCUUUACUUCUGUGUGGGAUCUUCGUAGCAGGAGAGAAAUAAUGUCGUUAACAGCCCAGUUUACUACUAGUACUCAAGCUGUCCAAUGGAAUCCCCAAGUAGCCACACAGCUGGUAGCAGCCUCAGAAGAUUUUUCUUCUGUUAUUCAUAUUUGGGAUCUUAGACAGAAUCGUCGACCUUCCAAGACAUUGGUGGGCCAUGAGCAGACAAUCAUCAGUCUAUCAUGGUCUUAUAACAGCCCUGGCCAAUUAUUAUCGACAGACAAGGCUGGAAGGACACUCCAAUGGGACCCUUCACUAGGGACGCUUGUAGAAGAACUAGGUAGCCACAAUCAAUAUGCUUUAUGGUGCCCUCAAAGACCUGAUUCAUUUGCAUCAUGUUCUCUUGACGGAAAGAUCAAAUUUUGCUCUAUCCAAAGCAACCUCCCAAACGUUCCUGUAAAACAAGAGCUCCCUAUAUCUCCUCAUCCUCGGACUGAUUCGCGCCCAAUUUAUCGAUCUGUGGGUGCUUCGUUUGGAUACAACGGAAAGCUUGUCAUAUUCCGAUCACGUUUGUCAAAAUCAAACAUCAAUACCCCUGUACCUCAAGUACAUAUUAUGGAUAUCCAGCCCUUGCCAGAGGUUACCCAAAGGGCCGAGAAACUGUUUAGGUGUCUCAGUCAGGAUCUUGAUGGAAGUAUUGAUCGACUAAUUGAUAAGAAAAUUCAACUAGAAUAUAAAUCUCAGGAAUGGAAAAUGCUGGGCGCAUUAGUAUCAAAGGACCCAAGACAGACAAUUAUAGGUCUCGUGGAAGAUAAGAGAGUUCCAAUGGAGUACAACAAAUCAGUCGAUGAGAUGAGCCCUGAUAUGAUACGACGUAAAGAUAGCGAUAGAGAUAGAGAUAUGGAUAUCAAGAUAUCAAGAUGCGUUUCUGUGGGUGAUUUUGGAUCAGCCGUUGAUCUUUGCAUAGAAUCCAAUCGUAUGGCGGAGGCAUUAUUGAUGGCCACCUGUGGCGACAAAGAUCUUCUGAAACGCACACAAACUAUUUACUUUGAGCAGAGGGUCUGUCCACCUUCCUAUUUGUGCCUGGUCAAACAUAUCUUACGCAAUGAUCUACAUUCUAUGACCCAUCAGUCACCGGUAGAGGAUUGGCCUCAUAUUAUUGCCGCCAUUUGUACGUUUGCUAGUCCUUCUGAGUUACAAGUGUUACUCAAUGCAUUUGGAGAUCGACUCUUGAAAAGUUUUAGAUCGCAAGCUCUUAUCUGCUAUAUGGCAGCAGGGAACAUGACAAAGGUUUGUGAGAUCUGGUUACAGUACUACGACCCCGUACGCACCACUGCUGUCCAGCUUCAGGAUCUAGUCGAGCGUCUGUCUGUGUUCCAAAAGAUUACCGGAUUUGAGGCUAGUAAGAAGGACCCACCUCAUGUGUUUGAGCGUCUUUACCAAGUAUAUUGUGAUUAUGCUCACUUGAUGGCUACCCAUGGAAGACUUGAUAUCGCACUUUAUUACUAUUCAAUUAUCCCAAAUAUUUUUCACAAUACGCCUCAAAUGCUGGUGUUGUACGAUCGAAUCUACCGAGCAUCUUCUUCUAUUGAGGCUGAAAACCUUAGAAUACCUCCCCUGGCCUUUGAAUACCAAGAAAUUCUAUGUAAACCGGAUCUACAAAAUAAGCCCCCGGAAAACACCCAGUCCACAGACCCUUCUCUCAAAGCCAGAGUUUCUCCAAAUAAGCCAGCCUUUGACGCAUUACAAGAUCCUCUCUCUCCUCACGAGUUACCUCUAUUAGAAAAGAAGCGAUUUCCAUUUUUCAGUAACCUGCGCAUAAUAGCAAAAGAUGACAAGAGCCACAUUAUACCUGAACAACGAAUUAUAUACACGGUACUAGUAAAAGAACUUCGAGAAGCUAGGCGAUGUUCUCCCAUUAAUCAUAAAAGAACAUUAGAUGAUACUGAGCGUAGACUCAAGAUACUGUUUGAUCAAUUGAACAAUCAGCAAGUGUCAGAGACUGUUGUUGGCUGUAUGUUAUCUCUUGUGAAGGCCCUUGAAAAAGGAGAAUAUGAAGAGGCAGAAAGGAUCCAGGUAGAAUUAGUGGCCACUUGUUAUGAUGCUUGUGGGUCAUGGCUUGUAGGUGUCAAACGUUUAAUUGGUCAUGCCAAACAAUUAAAUUGUGGACGUCACGAUGAUCCUUCUUCUUUCUUGGUUUAUGAUUCAAUGAUGGAUUCACCUACUUCAUUGAAUGAUCGUGAUGAUGAAGGAUCUGAUCCUCAAUCUAAUCAUCAUACAUGGUUAACAGCCUCAAUGUCAGUACAAUCUCUCACUGGACUUCAUGACUCUUCUUGUCCUAGGGCCACUGAAGAUACAGUUGGCAUGCGACGUGGAACAAGUCAACAACCAAGUGUUGAACCCUUUCAUAUACGAGCGACAAGGGGCAGGAGAAACUCGUUUAGCAGUUUUCUCACCACCAAACAUACGCCCUUACUGAGCCGAUCAAGAAGGAUUACCACUCAGACAGGGGAUCUGAAUGGUCAUCAAGAACAUGAAAAUACAUUUCGUAAAGCCCACAGACCGCGUUCUUAUUCAGAUAAGUCUACAACUGCACAAGCAACAUAUAGAGAUGAACUGAUGUCGCAUUUUUUGUUGGGAAGGUAUUGGGCUCUGGCGAUUCCUAUCUGGAUCAUGACUUUUGUCUGGUUCAUCUUUGUGUCUUUUAUUAGCUACAAUCUUAUGAACACUGCUCCUCUUGAUUCAUAUGCCUGUAUUACUGACGACCAUGCGAACAUGAUGGAAGCGCCUCUGCCUUUGGACAACAGACCCUCUGAUUGGAUGCCCGAGCUCCACGACCUCCCGAUCAGUCUGGUCAAUGCCCUCUUGUAUAGCCCAUCCAAUCAAUUGCCCGUAUCUACUGAAGACACUGAAGAAGAGCGUGAUGCACUGAUGCCCCUUCGCACGUCCCGUAAAUACGUCAUUGGCCACUCUUAA